UUGGCUGUCUCCAAAGGUUAAUUUGUUUAUCCACAACAAAGGUUUUUUUUUUUUUUUCCCUCAUAGCUUCCUAUUCCACUGUCAAGCUCAGCCUGUACUCGCUCACUCCCGCCCUCUUUUAUCUCCCUCCCUUUGCCCUGGAUAUCUUCCUCUUUCUGCCUGUCUGUCUCUCUGCUUCACUAUCAUACUCGCUUCUCUGGGGCUACCUUCCUCUCUUGCACCCUCCUGGCCUAAAUUACCUUUUUCUCCCCCUUUUCACUGCAUGCUUAAUUUGUGUAUUACUGCUGAACCCCUGCCCUGCUUCUUUGCUCUUCUAUUAAUGGAAAUGUCCCGAGCAGAAGACUAGACUGCAAUGCUGUUGAAGUGUAACAGCACUGUUGAUCCGCAAACCAGAAAAUCCAGCCACGGAUAAUCGACAGUUGACUGUAUUUGACAAGACAGCUAUAGAAAGUGUCUGUUUCUAUCAGCGGGGAUCUGACGAGCUUCUUUCUUCUGCUUUCGCUAACGGUCCUUCUACCAUGAGCAGUUCUACUCCAUCUACAGCUAACGGCAAUGACAGCAGCAAGAAGUUUAAAGGAGACAGAUCACCCUGCGCUCCCUCCCGUGUUCUUCACAUCCGCAAGAUUCCCAUUGAGGUCACAGAAGCAGAGGUCAUCUCAUUAGGACUCCCCUUCGGCAAAGUCACUAACUUGUUGAUGCUCAAAGGGAAAAAUCAGGCUUUCGUAGAAAUGGCUUCUGAAGACGCAGCUAUCACAAUGGUAAACUACUACACCACUGCCACUCCACACCUUCGCAACCAGCCUGUCUUCAUUCAGUAUUCCAACCACAGAGAACUUAAGACAGACAACCUGCCCAACCAGGCUAGAGCCCAGGUUGCCCUGCAGGCAGUGAAUGCUAUGCAUUCAGGAAACAUGACUCUGGCAGGCUCUGCAUCUGCCAGCGAGGGCCCCUUAAUGCCGGGGCAGAGCCCUGUCCUACGCAUCAUUGUUGAGAACCUCUUCUACCCAGUCUCUCUUGAAGUUCUGCACCAGAUCUUCUCUAAGUUUGGGACAGUUCUCAAGAUCAUAACCUUCACAAAGAAUAACCAGUUCCAGGCCUUGCUACAGUAUGCUGAUCCUAUGAAUGCACAUCACGCCAGACUGGCUUUGGAUGGCCAGAAUAUUUACAAUGCCUGCUGUACUCUGCGGGUCGAAUUCUCCAAGCUGACUAGCCUGAAUGUAAAAUACAACAACGACAAAAGCAGAGACUUUACUCGGCUUGAUCUUCCAUCCGGCGACGGUCAGCCCAUCAUGGACCCCGCCAUGGCCGCUGCUUUUGGUGCACCAGGAAUUAUCUCUUCACCCUAUGCAGGGGCGGCUGGAUUCGCCCCAGCCAUGGGUUUCCCACAGGCUGCAGACAUACCAGACGUUUCGGGGCAUAACUGGCUGGCCCCCUCAUCGGUGUGGUUGUACAGAACAAACUUGGCGACAUCACCCGUUUAUACUGGAGGAUGUCUUCCACACCAUCAGUGUAGAAAGCCAGGAUGCAGCCAUCUAUUAUGUGCUUCAGGUCUCUCAAUGCAGACAGUCCCUGGAGCUCUGGGCCAUCUUACUAUCCCAGCCUCUGCGGUUGCUGGCCGCAUGGCUAUGCACAGCUUGGCCCAUACAGCAAUGCAUUCGGUCCUGCUAGUCUCCAAUCUCAACCCAGAUAGUAUAUCGCCCCAGGGUCUUUUCAUCUUGUUUGGCGUCUAUGGAGAUGUUCACAGAGUAAAGAUCCUGUUUAACAAAAAAGAAAACUCCUUAAUACAGAUGGCAGAUCCAACUCAAGCACAGCUGGCAAUGAGCCACCUCAAUGGACAACGUCUCCAUGGCAAAGUCAUCCGCGUGACCAUCUCCAAGCACCAGAUGGUGCAGCUUCCCCGUGAGGGGCAGGAGGACCAGGGACUGACCAAGGACUUUAGCAACAGCCCACUCCACCGCUUUAAGAAGCCAGGCUCGAAGAACUUCCAGAACAUCUUCCCUCCCUCCGCCACCCUGCAUCUCUCCAACAUUCCACCCUCAAUUACAGAUGAUGACCUGAAAAACCUCUUUGCAAGCACUGGAUGCACAGUGAAAGCUUUUAAAUUCUUCCAGAAAGACCGGAAGAUGGCCUUAAUCCAGCUAGGUUCUGUGGAAGAAGCCAUCCAGGCCCUCAUUGACCUCCACAAUCACGACCUGGGAGAGAACCACCACCUCAGAGUCUCUUUCUCCAAAUCUACAAUCUAACAUCUUACUUUGGAUUUCCUUAUAAGACUGAACCGUUUUUAGAAAAAAAAAAAUAUAUAUAUAAAAAAUAAAUACGUGAAUGAACGAAUUUACAAAUAAAUAAAAAUAGAUAAAACGUUUGUAAAAGAAAGCCUUCAGACAAAGACUGAUGCAUUUAACAACCAGCUCUGCCUCUGAGACGACAAUGAACCCUCGAACGUGUGACGGAUCAAGGCACCAAUAAGAGUGUGUGAUCAGGGGUUGUUCGCCAGGCAAGACUUCGAUGUUCCGUUACAAUUCCUCCUACCCAAAUGACCUUCACCACAAUACUGUUCCGGGUGUGGGCAAGCAGCUUUAAACCCCUGAGCUCAAAUACUGUGCAAAGAGACAGCAUCCUUUUUACUUACAGGUAUCGGUUUCAACGGAAACAAUCUAGAAUGGUUUUUAAAACACGGGACUAACCAGGUUGUAGAAAUCAAACCUGCACAACAUGCUUCUUUUUAAAAUGAAACAACGGAUUCCUAAGCAUAAGGCUGCAGUUAUGAAUGUGUACCUAAAAUAGGUAAUCUGUGAAUUGCAAAUGCUAGAAUGAUGAUUUUAACUCUGAAUGUUGUAUUGUUUUGUAAGAGGGAUUCUAAGCAAAGACGGCUAUUUUUUCCCAUUUUAAAGCACAAAAUGUUUAUUUUCAGUUUGCCUUUUAGAAAAAAAGUCUUACAGAAAACAACCACUCAAAUCCAAGACAAGUUUGAUACGUAUAGCUGGUAGUGAGCAUCCUUUAAAUGUGCUGCCUUCUCUGGUCCAAGGCAUAGAGCUCAAGUUCUUGUGCUCAACCUGCAUGUGAUGUAAUUUGUCAGUCAUUUAUUUUAACAGCCCUUUUCUUACAUAUACACAGUUUAACUACGUUUUUGUUGAAGUAACUUCCCUUUUCAGCUUUCAGAAACAGUUUUAAUAGUGGUAGUUGCACUAAAUUAUUCAAUAUUGCAUUCAGUUCUAUUAUGUUUUGGACGGUAGGAAGAAUUACACUUGUAUAACUGCCUUGCGUUCUUGUAGUACAGCAAGAAUAUUGCCUCAAUCAUUCAACCCUACGGCCUUUAGACCAAAAAUGAUAUUGGCUGUUUUAAAUCUCUCCAACACUGGGGUGGGGGAUGAACAGAGGCAGGCCCGCCCACACCUCUGGCAGAUCAGGAUAAAUCCUCGAGUUGAAAUGAAAAUAGUGGGGGUGUUAAAUGGUAAGCUGAAUGAGUAGACUGCCAUGCUAACAAGUUGGUGGCAAGCUCACUCCAGCCUUAACAUUUCAAGGGUAUUUGUCUGGAUCCUUUUUUUAGCAACAUAAAGGCAGGAUGGUUGUGAACGGAGACCUGUAGCCACAGGUAAUGUUGUGCGGAUUUGAUCCCCAAAAGAAACGCUUGGUAACAGCUGGCAAGGCCAGGGAAGCUGUCUCUUUUUAGACACUGUUUUCUUAAAAUAAAGAAGAAAAAAAACAAAACAAACAAGUUUACAGUCAUAAGGAAAACAAAAAAAAUCAGGUCUAAUAUAUCUUAAGGAUUGUCAGAUUUUUAAAAAGAAGUUACUUAUUUUUGGUAAUUUGUUCUUUUUUAUUUUUAAAAGAAAAACAAAUCUGAAACCUCAUGGGGUUUUUGUACCACUAUAUAAUCAAUCUCAAGAAACCAUGAAAAAUUCAUAUUUACUGUGUAUUUACUUAAUUUCAUAUUACGUGCCUUACUAUGUGCUUAUAAUCAACCAAUAGGUUUAGAGAUUUUACCUAAGAAUAUCUUAAGUACUAUAUUGUGGGAUUGGUGAGAGGGUUGUCGACUUGUUUUUCUUUUCUGGAAUUGUUUUCUUCUGUUGUCAUGUAGUUUUUUAGAUGUGUAUUUUUGGGGGGUUCUAUGCUAAAUGGUCUUAAAUGGAAAUGUUUUUAUUUUUGUUGGUGCUUUGAGUACACAGACAAGCAAACAAAGCAGAAUUCAAAUGUAAGUGUAUUCUGUAGGCUUCAUAUCCCCCUCUGCUGCCAUUAAGGGUGAAAGACAUACCGGAUAUUACCUACCUUAAAACAAUGCCGUUUCAAAGCAUAACACAUUCCAAAAAUGAUGGUUUUCAUGUAGGCUUUUGUGUAUAUUACCACAGUGUCCAAUUGUAAAUUACACUAUAAACUUCAAUGAAGUGCAUAUACAUUUUAAGACCAUUUCAUAAAAGCAUUAUGGCGUUGUAACCAAGAUAACCUCACGCCCAGGAGGCAUCGUAAGGCACAAAAUGUAGCUGUGUUUUUUGCUUUGUUUUUUGUAUUUCUCAUGGCCGGAUACCCCCUGAAGUGCCUUAUUGCUACAAAACACCUAUAUGCACUUCAAUGCAGUUGGUAGUGAAGUCCAUUCCAGGACCUUGAACAGCAAAAGGCAAUGAAUAGACAUGAGUAGCUUUGAGUAUAUGAAGGGCUGUUGUGUUUAUUGAAGUACUUCUACACAAAGUAAAUCUGAGGUAUUCAAUAUUAGAAAUGGACAAGAUUACACUUGUCAGCUUUCAUUCCAUUAGGUAUAAAUUACGUUGGUUCUCCAGUGCAACAUUGUUGGACUCGGUAGGUAUCCUUUCCGCAUCUCCCUCACUUUAAAUGGCAUUCAUCAUAUCUGACGGUUCCCAAUGUCAUCUGUAAUGACAAUCAUUUCCUUCCUGGGUGGCACAUCAUAUAGCAUUUACUGUUUACAACUGUUUACUUCUAGGUUGUCUUUCUUUAAAGGCUACUUAGUGCUGAAAGAGUAAAAUCCAAAAAGAAGAAUAGUGUUAGGACAAACGUGUAUGUUUUAUUGUAUUUCAAACAAUCCCAGAAAUGCCAGUACUAAAGGGAAACUUGAGUUAACAGGAAAACAAAAGUGGUAGUUACUUAAAACAAAAGAAAAAGCUGUAUUCUACAGAUUUUUAAACACCUUUUGUGUUUUUUUUUUUGUUUGUUUUUGGAUUAAAUUGGGGGAAGGUAACUAUUAAUGUUACUGAUUUUAUUUAUACAUUUGAAAUGGUUAGCUGUUUUCCUGCCUGGAAAAAAUGAAUGCAAUGCAAAGUGGCGUGUUGGUGCGUGUUGUACUGAUUGUGUAGUUUAGAAAAGAAAUUGGUUUUGCCAGAUUCCAGUGAUACUACUGUAAUAAAAAACUGGCCAUUUAUCCAGUUACAUAAGUUUUUUUUUUUCUCUUUUGUUUUUUUUCUGAAUAUUAAUAGUAAUUGAUCUAUUUAUUUCCCAGUAGAUUUGGUAAGGCAUUUGUGCUUCAUUAAAUGCUGCUAACUUAAAAUGUUUCAACCCCCAACCCCCCCCCCCCCCCCCCCCGUAUAUAAAAUCUUAUAUACUUUCUCGAGAAGCCUACAGUAUCCACUCCUAUUUCAGUGUCCCUAGACUUCUGCUGUUUCGAGUGAGUCUGUCAAGCUGAAAUGGCCCAUCUGUGUGCCUUGGGUUUGUAAUAUGUUAUUUACUGUAUCUCGUAUGUUAUUCAUUUAAGGGUGUUUGUUGUCUGUUUUGACCUGUAGUGUGAAAAAAAAAAAAAUCCUAUUGUCUUUUGUUUGUGUAAUUGGAUUUUAAGAUUGCUGUCUUUAUCUAAAAAAUGUAACUCUUCUACAUAGGUCCUCUGUGGAGUUUUUCUGGAGCCAGAGAAUCUCUCCCAACAACAGUUUUAUCAAAACCCUGGGAAAGCAAGUUAGACAGGACUCUCUCUUGGGGUGCUCAAGAUUGAAUCUCCCGCAUUUUUUAAUCAUGGACUCUAUUUGCCUUUGUCUUGUUCUGUUCUUAACAGGAGAAACUGCCAGACUUAACAUGAAACAAACAAUGUCCUACUGUUGCUCAAACAACAUAGUCAAGUUGUACACAUUUAUUUAUGGCAAGCUUCUUUAGGACUUUUUGUCACACAAGACACUUCUUUCUCCUGCUUAGUCUUUCCAGUAGGAAGUUUCAGAUCACGUCUUAAACUAAGCUUGGCCUGUUUGGCUGUGAUUAUUUUUUAACAAAAUAUAUCAGAAUAACAUGUUUUAUUUCAGGGUUUUAUAUUGAAAAAGGAAGGAAAAAAAGAAAAACAUAACAGGACCAAAGUUUAUGUGCCUUUCUGUAGUCGUCUUAGUAACUUGUUUCCUCCUUGUUUUCAAGUAGAAACAGUACUAAUGAUUUUAAAGUUAAAGGUUAACCUUUUUUUAAGCAGUCUGUCCCUUGAAAAAUAGCCGUAGCUUAUUUUGCAUUUAAUUGAAUUGGUUCAUGGAAUUUGUGGUUUAUACGACCUGUGCGUCUACCAUCCUCCUAGAAAGCCAAAGUACUUUUUGUACUGUAGCACACAGAUUGAAUUGGAACUCCCAUUUUUUUUACAUGAAGGAUUAUGCAGUUCAAAGCUUCAAAUAUUAAUCUGUCAAUAUUAGUAAAUGAUGAUUGGAAAGGCCCAAUAUGACAGUUAUGAUAAGGUAUUGCUUUUACACAACAUGUAUUCCCCAACCCCCUUUCUCAAUUGGAAUUGGUUAGGCUGCACUCCUGAAUGUACUGGUAAGUGCAGGUCUAUCUUUAGUAAAUUAAUCAUUUUGUGUUGGGGCUAUCUACUGCUUAUGUGAUGCAGUCUUUUUCAUGUAAAUGGCACCUGAUUUUUGACCAUUCAUAUGUUGUUCCAAGCACUGCAAUGUUAUGAACUUGAACUGUUCCCCACUUUUGAUGGUAGAGGCAAAGGGUAUCUAGACAGACACCACUGGCAUUAAACAAAACUUACAAUGACAACAAAAAGUGAAGAUGCCGUCCUCAAUUAUUUCUUUAUUUACUUGGUCUGUUAUUUGAACUGCCUUUUAUUCUGUUUGUAAGAGUGUUCUGCUAAUAAGAGAAAAAAAAAAUGCUGUAAAUAUUUGUAACAACAUUUUUUUUUUUUUUUUUUUACCUGGCAAAAAAAAAAAAAAGUUUUUGGGAACAAGAUGGGGGAAAAUAUGAACUGGUUUUUAUAUUAAAAAUUAAAAGAAAACAUUAAUUGUCUUGUAUAUUUUGAUAAAGCAACAGUACCAGCUUUUAUUUGUAAAGCAGCGUGUGACAUUGAGGGGAGUUAUGUUAUUAAAAGAAAACAAGAAGAUGAAUUAUUAAAGAAACAUAUUUUCUAAUUGUGCAGUGCAUGGCUGAGUGGAGUUUCUGUAUUUUGUAAGAUCCAUUUCUUUACAUUUUUGUAUAUUGCCUAUUAAUAUUAUUACUACUGCUACUUACGCUUUUUGUUCUAUUUAUUUUUUUGCUUUUUUUUUCCCUAAUCAACUUUAAUUGUAGCAUGCCUUGAAUAAAUGUCAUUACAUCUGUACUUUCUUCAGUU
Acipenser ruthenus (sterlet) is the source of this 7513-nucleotide messenger RNA. Its product is annotated as polypyrimidine tract-binding protein 3. The record is from RefSeq and is a predicted model, not a curated record. Gene Ontology annotation, cellular component: nucleus. Gene Ontology annotation, biological process: regulation of cell differentiation; regulation of RNA splicing; mRNA processing. The transcript has 16 exons. The coding region runs from base 519 to 2243 and encodes 574 amino acids. NCBI's taxonomy places the organism in Eukaryota, Metazoa, Chordata, Actinopteri, Acipenseriformes, Acipenseridae. Gene Ontology annotation, molecular function: mRNA binding.